Molecule: messenger RNA, 231 nt
Organism: Colletotrichum truncatum
Lineage: Eukaryota; Fungi; Ascomycota; Sordariomycetes; Glomerellales; Glomerellaceae
Source: RefSeq, a predicted model, not a curated record
AUGGGGAGUGGUACAUCUGGGUGUCUGGGUACUGGGACUCUGGACUCUUGGGAAAGAAAGGCCCAGAGAAGCGGGGGAGCCUGGUGCCUUCCAAUUGGGAAGGUUGUCCGAGCUUCUCUGAAUUCUGUCAGUGUGGGUCCAGAAAGCGGGGUCCGUACAAGGACCCAAACCCUGGUAGCCCAGCCGACCCUGGCCAGAGGCACAACUGUGGGAAGAUGUGUGGGUCGCUAG